This is a messenger RNA of Drosophila ananassae, 563 nucleotides long. RefSeq lists its product as uncharacterized. The transcript is spliced from 2 exons. The record is from RefSeq and is a predicted model, not a curated record. Lineage: Eukaryota; Metazoa; Arthropoda; Insecta; Diptera; Drosophilidae. The coding region runs from base 134 to 511 and encodes 125 amino acids.
UCGAACUGGAAAACUACAAAACAGUUGGCCUACGCUCAGAAUGUCAACUUCGUGAGACACUAACAAGCCAACCCGGAAAACCCAAAUCCAAAGUAGCUGCAAAAAACAAACUGAACAAACUAAGCUACCCAGCAUGUUGACCAAGAAGUUCCGACUGCUUAAUUGCUCGACAAAGCAAGUCCGUGGACUGGCAGCUUUAAAGGCGGCCAUGGCUCUACCGGAAGAAAAGCCAAUUAAUACCAAAUCCGAAGUUCACCGAGCUCCUUAUCCAUUUACCAUGAAAGUCGCACCUUUCAUAGACCCAAAGUGCAUUCAAAAAAACAAAUAUUCAUCAGGGUCGAAAGUUCAGCAGGGGCACAGGGGAUACACCUUUGACUAUCAUGCUUUUUCGAUGUACGACUUGAUGGAUGCCGCCCUCAAGGCGAAGGAGGAAUCUGCCAAAUACGCCAAGAAUCGCAUUGAGAUGGAGAGGCAGAUGCUUUUGAAGAUGAAAAUUCCUCCAGACUUUUAAAUUGUUAGCUGUGAUAAUUAAUUACUUGUAAUCAUUAAAUUAUUCAAAGAGA